GAUCCAUCGAUGAUGGUGCUGAGUAAUUCCAGCUGGAGGCUACUCCAGCCUUCUUUUUUCCUGGUCGGCAUCCCAGGUCUGGAGGAAAGCCAGCACUGGAUAGCGUUGCCAUUGUGUGUCCUCUACCUCCUCGCUGUUGUGGGCAAUAUCACUAUCCUCUUCAUCAUCUGGACAGACUCAUCCUUGCACCAGCCGAUGUACCUUUUCCUGGCCAUGCUAGCUGGCAUUGACCUGGUCCUGGCCUCCUCCACUGGCCCCAAAACCCUGGCAGUACUCCUGGUUCAUGACCACGAGAUCGGGUACACUGUCUGCCUCAUCCAGAUGUUCUUCAUCCACGCAUUCUCAUCCAUGGAGUCAGGUAUACUUGUGGCCAUGGCUCUGGAUCGCUACGUAGCCAUAUGUUAUCCUCUGCACCAUUCCACAAUCCUGUAUCCAGGACUCAUCGGGCGCAUUGGAAUCGCAGUGCUGGUGCGGGGAUUACUCCUUCUAUUCCCCUUCCCCAUCCUGUUGCAGAGACUUACCUUCUGCCGGACCACGGUCAUAGGCCAUGCCUAUUGUGAACAUAUGGCUGUGGUAAAACUUGCCUGCUCAGAUACCACAGUGAACCGAGCUUAUGGGCUGGCGGUGGCAGUAUUUGUGGUUGGGUUGGAUGUCCUGGCCAUUAGCAUUUCCUAUGCCCUCAUCCUCCAGGCAGUGCUGAAGGUCCCAGGGGGUGAGGCCCGUCUUAAAGCCUUUAGCACUUGUGGGUCUCAUAUUUGUGUCAUCCUGAUCUUCUAUGUUCCUGGAAUGUUCUCCUUCCUCACUCAUCGCUUUGGCCGCCAUGUGCCUCAUCACAUCCAUGUUCUUCUGGCCACGCUGUACCUCCUUGUGCCACCUUCUCUUAACCCUCUUGUCUAUGGGGUGAAAACUCGCCAGAUCCGCGAACAAGUGCUCAGGGUAUUCUACACAAAAAGAUAG
Messenger RNA from Talpa occidentalis (Iberian mole), 957 nucleotides. RefSeq names its product olfactory receptor 52L1-like. The record is from RefSeq and is a predicted model, not a curated record. The coding region runs from base 10 to 957 and encodes 315 amino acids. Gene Ontology annotation, cellular component: membrane. Gene Ontology annotation, biological process: G protein-coupled receptor signaling pathway. NCBI's taxonomy places the organism in Eukaryota, Metazoa, Chordata, Mammalia, Eulipotyphla, Talpidae. Gene Ontology annotation, molecular function: olfactory receptor activity; G protein-coupled receptor activity. The transcript has a single exon.